Ostreococcus lucimarinus CCE9901 is the source of this 594-nucleotide messenger RNA. RefSeq lists its product with no specific name. Lineage: Eukaryota; Viridiplantae; Chlorophyta; Mamiellophyceae; Mamiellales; Bathycoccaceae. The transcript has a single exon. Bases 1 to 594 code for a protein of 197 amino acids. The record is from RefSeq and is a predicted model, not a curated record.
AUGGCGCAGCGGUUUCGCGCGACGCGGGCGCUGCUCGAGCGGGACGCGUUCGACGGGUACGCGAGCGAGUAUCACGGGCGGCUCGACCGCGACGCCGAGGGCGUGGGACUGUGGAGCCUGCGCGCGAACGACGCGAGCGACGAAGCGUUCGCGGUGGUGGUGACGCACGUGAGCGACGUGACGUUCGGGUACUUUUUGAAACUGUUGGCGGGAGAGCACGGCGAGGUGGAGUCGAAAAUCGUCGUCGCGGUGAACGCGUUUUGGACGGGGCGAGGCGAGGAGGUGGGACAGCCGUGGGAGUUUGGGUUGAAGAAGGCGGCGAGAGCGUGUUUGACGACGGACGCGUGGGAGAAGGUGUACGCGUGUCGUCGAACGAGAUCCGCGGCCGGCGCGGAGGGAACGCUCGUGCGAAGGUGGCCGGGGAGAUGGUAUUUGUGGAACGACGACGGAUCCGAGGUCGUGAAAGAGUGGGUCGACGAACCGAGCAAUCGCGAGAUGGCCGAGGCGUUGAACGCGCACGCGGGGGUGAUGGAUGCGGUGGGAUUUAAUCGAAACGCCGCCGACACGAGUCGCGACGACGACGUCAUCACGUGA